UGCGCAGCUGACUUCCUUCCACCUGCGGAUUGCCAAUCCGUCCCCUCGUCCGCAGGAGCGGCCCCAGCACCUCCCUCCUUCCAAAGAACUCGUCUUUGUCUCCUCCCCUCUACCACCAGUCCACGCGCUCCCUUCCCCCUCUCCCUUCUCCCUCGCACGGCGCUCCUCGCCUCCUCCGGAGCCGCCGCCGUGUCCCACUCCCUCCGUGGAGCUGCCCCAGCAGCAUCUGCAGCCGUCCCCGCUCCUCGCGCUCGCCCCGACAGCCGGAGAUCCGGGGCUUCCUUGGUGGCUAGGUUGUUUGUGGGAAGGUUCUGAUUUGGAGGCAUUCGAUUGGUUGCGAGCUGCGGGGAUGAAUACGAGGCCGCUGGUGCUCGUCUUCCUCCUGCUCGUGCUCGUCAUCACGUCGCAGUUCGAGUGGAAGCAGCAGAUCGGGGACGCCGCCGAUGCCGACCCGGUUGCCGCGCGCCGGCGGCAGCAGCUGCUCACCAGGGAGGACGCCGUCAAGGAAAAGAUAAUAUUAUCUCAGGAAAAAAAUAUUCAACAGCUUAAUCAGCUUAUUGAGAGCCUUCAGCGCCAGCUACUACAUUGCCGUGGUAGCAACAAUACUGUUCAUGCCACCACUGUUGCCGCUACAGAAGUAGGUGAAGCCGAGGGACAUGAAAUCAUUGAUGAUGAUAAUAGAUAAUCCCUUCGCAAACGGUUCUUUGAUUCUAGUACAGCAGCCAAAGAACAAAGGUUAAUCUGCACCGUACUCUGUAUGAAUACAGAAAUUAUGAGAUGUCUAAUGGAGGAUUGGGCCAUACUUUAAUUCACUGUAUUGUAUACUUGCUGCUACCGACUAGUGGCUUUCACCCCCUAUAAGCCUGUAGAAAGUUGUAAUUUGUAAUAUGAGUUUAGGCCACGGCCACUAAUUCAAUUGUAUGUUACCUGGCCAUUCUUUGUUCUGAUAAUGUGUAUGAUUCUGCCCUCGAAGGCUAAAUAUUUUAUAAUCACAUUUUUUGUAUUCGACCCAUGAAUGCAUAAGCUUCAGUUAGCUUACGAAGCUUUGAAA
Molecule: messenger RNA, 1051 nt
Organism: Phragmites australis (common reed)
Lineage: Eukaryota; Viridiplantae; Streptophyta; Magnoliopsida; Poales; Poaceae
Exons: 3
Coding region: 350-685 (111 amino acids)
Source: RefSeq, a predicted model, not a curated record